AUUUGAAUAAUGUUAUCAAUAUUAGCUGAUUGUUUUGGAAUGGUAACACCGUUGUCGUUUGUUUGGCUUUCACAUGUCAUUCAGGAUUGAUUUUCAUUGUUUAUAUUUACGAUAAUUGUUUGUAACUUACAUUGAUUCUUUCCUCGCUUCCUAUUAUUUUAAAACGUAUUUUAAUAUGAGUGAUUAUGAAUCGGAUGACGAAAAAUCUCAAUUUGAGAAAUUGAAAUAUGCUACUGUUCCAAAAGGAAUGUCUGUCAGCGGAUGGGAUGAUGACGAAGACGAUUUGGUAGAAGAAGACAGUAACCCAACAGCAACUUUGGACCGAUAUAUACUUUGGGCUGUAAAUGCAAAUAAUAUUGAAGAAACUACGAAAAUCUUGAAUUUGGAUGGUAAAGCUGUGUUCGCCAAGGAUGACGAUGGUUACACUCCUCUACAUAGGACAUGCUAUAAUAAUUUUAUUGGCAUCACGAAACUCUUACUUCAAUAUAAUGCUGAUAUAAAUGCAAAAACUCAACUUGGAUGGACACCAUUACAUUCUGCGUGCAAAUGGAAUAAUGCAGACUGCGUUUCAAUAUUGUUGCAACAUAAUGCAGAUGUUAAUGUACAAUCUGAAGGACUCCAAACCCCCUUGCAUAUUGCAGCCACUGUAUCCAGUUGUAGAAGCACUGCGUUAUUGUUGUUAAUGGAUGUUAAUAUUAAUAACGACUUACUUAACAAUUCGGAAGAUACGGCACAACAGAUUGCAAAACGAAGCGGUAUGACGUAUCCAAUAUUUGAAAUGGGAAAUCCUGCAUAUAGAGUAGAAACUGGUUUUAUUGAGUAGUAUUAAAUAUAAAAAUAAAUUUACAAAUAAAAACUAUUUUGCCAAUUCGGUACAA
Molecule: messenger RNA, 878 nt
Organism: Teleopsis dalmanni
Lineage: Eukaryota; Metazoa; Arthropoda; Insecta; Diptera; Diopsidae
Product: ankyrin repeat domain-containing protein 49-like
Exons: 4
Coding region: 176-823 (215 amino acids)
Molecular function (GO): protein binding
Source: RefSeq, a predicted model, not a curated record